AUGGCCACUUUCACUGACCAGGAGGUCUUCAUUCCACCAAUCAUCGUUUACAAUGUCACCUCCGUAGAUGACAUUAGAAGACUCCUAAAUCCUCGUCGCCCUUUGAACCGGCAGCACGGAGUUCUCUGCAUUAAUCGGGACAGAGUUAAAAUUAGCUGUGACACAAAAGAAGAACACUCUCGAGUUCUAUCUAAACUGUACAGUGCUGGUCUGCAGGCCCACUCAUUCUUCCAUCAAUCAAAUACCAACCGACGAUUCAUUAUCCGUGGGCUUCGUCACGACACUUCCAUCUCUCAUAUACAAAGAGAGUUUGGUAAACUCAACUUCACUAUUUGUUAUAUAAAAAACCUCAAAUCAUAUCGUGACGGUACACCAAUGGACAUCUUCGUCAUCGCACUGACGCCCUUUGAUUUGGAGCGGAUUGACUCUUUUCUUGCCAUUACCAAGCUUGGAGAUAGGCGUAUUUCCAUUGAGCGCCAGCGGAAGCGAGACGAACCCAACAUGUGCCAUCGUUGCCAAAGAUACGGGCACACCAAAAACUAUUGUCUCCGUGACUACGCCUGCCUUAAAUGUGCCGGCCCUCACCGCUCAACGUGCUGCGAUCGUCCAAAAUCUGCAACCCCCAAAUGCGUGAACUGUGGCGGCGCACACGUUGCCAACUUUAGGGGAUGCAAGGUAUUCAUAGAAGCAUUGGAAUGCUACUUGGCCAAUCGCCCGCUGCCUGCUCGAAACGAUCUCCAAGGGCUCACUAGUUCAUCGACUCGUCGUUUUGACUCCAAUCGAUCCUUGUCUCCACCGACAACUUCUCGUCAUGCAAUCGAAGCAGCAAAGCCAUCUCAGUGCCACGAUUCUGACUCUUCGUCUAGCGAAUCCUCACGACCACCAACUACGCCAAGCCGGAAAACUGAUUCAACAAAGCCACCUCGCUGGGCCCAAAUACUCGCCCAAGUCAGCUCCACCCACCCCACACCUCAGCGCUGUGAAAAUUACUCAUCAUUUCAUCGUACUUCGUCUCCACCCACAACAUCAGUCCGAAUGAUUGAUUUCCCAAAGACACCUAGCCGGUCACUCAUGUCAGCCCACACUGGCCCUGACCACUCUACGCCUCGCCGUCAUGAUUCCAACUCACCAUCCCGCAGAUCACCGUCGCCUCCAACUACGUCCCGACAUGCUCUUGUAUCUUCCAAGCCACCUCGCCGAAUUUCCUCGACACCUGACACCAUUAAACCUGACUCCAGCUGCCCUUCACCGCAGCGACGCAUCUCGAGUCCAUCUUCCUGCCUGGCUGAAUCUCCACCUAGGAUAUCCUGCCGGGCACUCAAACUUCUGAAACCCUCUCGCCGGUCGCCUGCAUCGGCCCAAUUGGAUUCUAGCUAUUCAUCGGAUGAUGCAUUCGUGUACAGAAUUGGUGCCUUUAAAAACUCGGAUAUUUCUUUUGGAGCGUCUUCUUCUGAGGAUUCAUCGUUGGAAGAGGACCUGCUUGGCGCUGUCCAACGCAGUAAUCGGAUCGUCAAGAAACUCACUAAGAAAGUAGAUUCCCUAACGAAAUUGGUCAAAACUUUCCAAAACAUGGAUCCAUUCUAA
This is a messenger RNA of Drosophila bipectinata, 1584 nucleotides long. RefSeq lists its product as uncharacterized. The record is from RefSeq and is a predicted model, not a curated record. NCBI's taxonomy places the organism in Eukaryota, Metazoa, Arthropoda, Insecta, Diptera, Drosophilidae.